AUGCAUGCAAAUCGUUGUAUUGUAUAUUAUGAUAAAUAUAUCGAUUGUAAAAUUCGAGCACCAAUUACGAUACAAGCAAUUAAUAAUCGAUUAACUUAUAUGUUUCAUUGUAUUGAACGUCGUCUAUAUUUACAAUCUAAAGUUUAUCGACAACAUCCUAAAUUAGUAAAAAUUGAUAAUAUUAAUAAAACUUUGACUUUUUGA
This is a messenger RNA of Rotaria sordida, 204 nucleotides long. The record is from the annotation of a GenBank genome assembly. NCBI's taxonomy places the organism in Eukaryota, Metazoa, Rotifera, Eurotatoria, Philodinida, Philodinidae.